This is a messenger RNA of Medicago truncatula (barrel medic), 1408 nucleotides long. Its product is annotated as probable pectin methylesterase CGR3. Lineage: Eukaryota; Viridiplantae; Streptophyta; Magnoliopsida; Fabales; Fabaceae. Gene Ontology annotation, molecular function: methyltransferase activity. The transcript has 7 exons. Gene Ontology annotation, biological process: pectin metabolic process. The coding region runs from base 256 to 1044 and encodes 262 amino acids. The record is from RefSeq and is a predicted model, not a curated record.
UCAACCAACCUCCAACUCAUAUUGCACAAAAAUCUAAUUUUGAGAGAGUGUGUUGUUUGCGUAGCAUAGCAAUUAGCAUAAAUGAAAUUAUACGAAAAAAAUAAUAUAAAAUGGUUGAAUUGAAUCUACUACUACUACUACUACUACUUUAAUUACGCGGCUUUCAUUCAGAGUCACCGCUCUUUCUCAUUCAUUCAUAGUAACUUCAGAUCUCUGAGAUCUAUCAAUCUGGUCUGAAGUCUCAUUGCUGUUAUCAUGUCGAGGAGGCCAGUGAAUCCUUCACGUCGGUUAGGUGAUGGAGGAAGUAUACCAUUUGUGGCCUCUAUACAGUCUAAAUCUCAAAACUCUCCCCUGAUAUCUAUUGGGCUUGUUAUUGUGGGUGCGAUUCUUCUGAUUGGUUAUUGUUACAGCAGUUCAGGUGGAGCUAGCAAUGAUAUUAAGGAUCUGAGUAAACUUGAAGGUGCUUCAUCAUGUACAUUAGAGCUACUACAAGCAUUGCCCAUUUUGAAGAAAGCAUACGGAGACAGCAUGCAUAAGGUUUUGCACGUUGGCCCUGACUCUUGUUCUGUGGUAUCUAGUUUGUUAGUAGAAGACGAUACCGAGGCUUGGGGAAUCGAACCAUACGAAUUAGAUGACGUAGGUGCAAAGUGCAAAAGUCUUGUACGCAAGGGCAUUGUGCGUGUGGCUGACUUAAAGUUUCCUCUACCUUACCGCGCAAAGUCAUUUCCUCUUGUCAUUGUGUCCGAUGCAUUGGAUUACUUAUCUCCAAAAUACCUGAACAAAACCCUGCCAGAGUUGGUGAGGGUAUCUGCCGAUGGUGUUGUUAUCUUUUCAGGUUAUCCUGGUCAACAGAGAGCUAGAGGCGGAGAAGUAGCCAAAUUUGGUCGUCCAGCCAAAUUGCGGAGCUCAUCUUGGUGGAUAAGGUUUUUUGUUCAAACAAGUUUAGAAGAAAAUGAAACUGCUGGAAAGAAAUUUGAACAGGCUUCAGCCAAGAAGGCAUACGCACCCGCUUGCCAAGUUUUCCACCUUAAAUCAUACCCCUGAAAUUUUUACUGUCUUGUUUUUAAACUUGACUUGUUGGUAAAAAAACAUACUGAUGAUUCUGGCACCUUGAGCACCCGAAGGGUAAAAUUUCCAUACAUACAUGUUAUGUUGAAAGUAUAGUCGUGUUUGUUCCGAUCUUGACAAGAUAUUAGGUUAAGUUAUGAACUAUUAUUGGCAUUACAUUUGUAAACUAUUUUGUCAUGAUAGUUUUUCAUAUGUUUUUCACAGCAGCCCUCUGUUUCUAUAGUAUGUAUUAAUUUAGGAAAUUUACUAUUUUGACACUCUGGAUGAUUUCUACAAUUCAUUGUUACUUUAUUUGAGGCACCUAAUAUUAUUAUAAAUCUCUUGUUUUGUUGCUUCUAAA